AUGGGUGUCGAGGGGGGAAUGAAAUGUGUGAAGUACCUACUCUUCUUUUUUAACUUCAUCUUCUGGGUGAGUAAUGCAGGUGGAGGUUUGGAAACCCGACUGGCUAGGAUGUGCUGCUUCUGUCCUGUGAGGUCUGUGAAGUGUCAACUUGUGGCUCUAAUACAGCUCAGCGUCUAGAUUGAUUGUGAAAUGCCUCUGACACUUAGUUAACCCAUCUCAUGAUUAAUUCAGGGGGUUCACAGUUACUCUAACUGCUACAGGGAAAUUCCAUGGUAAUGGAUUACGCUGAGACUCAGAUUUUUCACUGUAAAAUGUAUACCAAACAAAAGCCAUGAAUUUAAAGUUUAACAAACCAUACAACUCCAUGCACAUGGACUACUUUUAAUAAUUUCCACUGAACAUUUUACAAAAACACAUUUACAGGAAGAACUGUGCAGGUACAAAGAUUUGGUAACAGAAUAAAACUGAUGGAGAUUUUACUGUAAUUCUGUUAUGAAACUUUUACAGUAAAUUUACAUUUUGUAUUUAUUUACUGUGUAAAUUGUUCAAAGUAGUCAUUGUGCAUAGUGGUAUGGUUUGUUAAAUCAAUGUUUUUUGUUUGGCAUACAUUUUAAAUUGAAAAAUCUUAGUCCCAGCGUAAUUCCGUUACAGUGGAAUUGCCCUGCAGAUCUACUGUAGCGUAUUAGUUUGGUCCAUGUGAUAUGUUUAAGACAAGUCAAUUAUUUAAACUCCUACUUAAAACGGAACAUCUACGAACCCAGUAUUCGGGGAAAGAGCAUUUGUUCAUCAUGACUCUUUAUGGCUGUAAAAGUUACACACACCUCCUCCGCAACUGUCAGUUGUGAUGUAGAUAGCUACAAAGUAAAUGUUUAUGUUGGUUGUGGGACAGAGAGCAGAGCAAGGUUUCACUUUCCAUUAGUUUACCUCCGUUUCCUAGUCUCUUAAUGUUUGGCAUUAAACUGAUAUUUGUUAUUUUUAGUUACGUGACCCAGCUUAUAAGUAGUCUGUAACUGUUUGUGUAUUUAUUGAAUCUAUACUGAACAAUAUAUACAUGUAAAGUGUUGGUCCCAUGUUUCAUGAGCUGAAAUAAAAUAUCCCAGAAAUGUUCCAUACGCACAAAAAGCUUAUUUCUCUAAUUUUCUGCACAAAUUUGUUUACAUCCCUGUUAGUGAGCAUUUCUCCAUUGUCAAGGUAUUCCAGCCACCUGACAGGUGUGGCAUAUCAAGAAGAUGAUUAAACACCAUGAUCAUUACACAGGUACACCUUGUGCUGGGGACAAUAAAAGGCCACUAAAAUGUGCAGUUUUGUUACACAACACAAUGACACAGAUGUCAAUUGGCAUGCUGACUGCAGGAAUGUUGUCCGAAGCUGUUGCCAGAGAAUUGAAUAUGUUCCUUUCUCUACCAUAAGCCACCUCCAACGUCGUUUUAGAGAAUUUGGCAGUACGUCCAACCGGCCUCACAACCGCAGACCACGUGUAACUACACCAGCCCAGGACCUCCACAUCUGGCUUCUUCACCUGCGGUGGAUAGCUGAUGAAACUGUGGGUUUGCACAACUGAAGAAUUUCUGCACAAACUGUCAGAAACCGUCUCAGGAAAGCUCAUCUGUGUGCUCAUCAUCCUCACCAGGGUCUUGAUCUGACUUCAGUUUGGCGUCGUAACCGACUUCAAUGGGCAAAUGCUCACCUUCUAUGGCCACUGGCACGCUGGAGAAGUGUGCUCUUCACGGAUUAAUCCCGGUUUCAACUGUACCGGGCAGGUGGCAGACAGCGUGUAUGGCAUCGUGUGGGCGAAUAGUUUACGGAUGUCAACGUUGUGAACAGAUUGCCCCAUGGUGGGGUUAUGGUAUGGGCAUGCAUAAACUACGGACAAUGUACACAAUUGCAAAAUUUGAAUGCACAGAGAUAACGUGACGAGAGAUACCGUGCCAUUCAUCCGUCGUCAUCACCUCAUGCUUCGGCAUGAUAAUGCACGGCAACAUGUCACAAGGAUCUGUACACAAUUCCUGGAAGCUGAAAAUGUAUCAGUUCUUCCAUGGCCUGCAUACUCACCAGAUAUGUCACCUAUUGAGCAUGUUUGGGAUGCUCUGGAUUGACGUGUACUACAGCAUGUUUCAGUUCCCACCAAUAUCCAGCAACUUCGCACAGCCAUUGAAGAGGAGUGGGACAACAUUCCACAGGCCACAAUCAACAGCCUGAUCAACUCUAUGCGAAGGAGAUGUCUGGUGCUGCAUGAGGAAAUUGGUGGUCGCACCAGAUACUGACUGGUUUUCUGAUCCACACCCAUACAUUUACAUUUACAUUUAAGUCAUUUAGCAGACACUCUUAUUUUUCAAACGGUAUCUGUGACCAACAGAUGCAUAUCUGUAUUCCCAGUCAUGUGAAAUCCAUGGAUUAGGGCCUAAUUAUUUUAUUUCAGUUGACUGAUUUUCUUAUAUGAACUGUAACUCUUUGAAAUUGUUGUGUUUAUUUUUGUUCAGUGUAUUUCUUUCCAACGCCCCAUGACUAUGUCAGCUUGUAAUCCUCCUGUUGUAAGGCCACUGCGCAAGAGUCUGUCAGCUGACCCAGGACACACACACACACACACACACACUUCUGCGCUUUACAUGUAUUUCCUUCCUUGCUGCAGUUUAUUGCCCACUCACUGUGUCUGUAUUACAGGCUUACUGAAAUGUGUCCAACAGUACAUACAGAACACAUUAUCAGUGACAAAACAGAGAGAGAACAAAUAUGAAACUAUUCAAGUGACAAGACUUUCGCUGUAACAUCUGACUAACCUUUUAACUCUUGGGAGCAUAGAACAGAUUAUUAGUGAUUUACUUCACUGGACGGAAAGGGUCUAUCAGGGGAUAUCAGGGGCGGCAGGUAGCUUAGUGGUUAAGAGCGUUGUGCCAGUAACCGAAAGGUCGCUGGUUCUAAUCCCCGAGCCAACAAGGUGAAAAAUCUGUCGAUGUGCCCUUGAGCAAGGCACUUAACCCUAAUUGCUCCUGUAAAUCACUGUGGAUAAAUCUUUAUCUAUUUAUUUCUGGAUAUCUGACAUUUUAUUAGAUAUAAGGAGUAGACAUGCUCCAGAUACGCAUGUCCUUAAUUUCAUAUACGGAGCUAGGAUAUUCUCCGUAAUGGGACAGUUUCUACAUCUAUCCAAUCCAGACCUCAAAUCUCACUGCUACAGUACGAGUCCAGGGAGAAAUCUGGGGUGAAUAUGUUUAAGACACACACCUGAUGCGCAUGCACCCGCUUACAUACAGUGCAUUCGGAAAGUAUUCAGGCUUAGAUAUGUCAGCAUGUUGACACAUACCGUUUCCGGAGUUAGAAUAUUCUACAAAUACAGUGCAUUUGGAAAGUAUUCAGACCCCUUAACAUUUUCCACAUUUUGUUACAUUACAGCCUUAUUCUAAAAUGGAUUCAAUCUUUUUUUCUUCAUCAAUCUACACCCAAUACACCAUAAUGACAAAGCAAAAACAGUUUGUUAGAAAUGUUAGCGAAUUUAUAAAAAAUUUUACUUAGCACAUUUUAAAUAAGUAUUCAGACCCUUUACUCAGUACUUUGUUGAAGCACCUUUGGCAGCGAUUACAGUGUUGAGUCUUCUUGGGUAUGACGCUACAAGCUUGGCACACCUGAAUUUGGGGAGUUUCUCCCAUUCUUCUCUGCAGAUCCUCUCAAGCUCUGUUAGGUUGGAUGGGGAGUGUCGCUGCACAGCGAUUUUCAGGUCUUCUCCAGAGAUGUUCGAUUGGGUUCAAGUCUGGGCUCUGGAUGGGCCACUCAAGGACAUUCAGAGACUUGUCCCGAAGCCACUCCUGCGUUGUCUUGGCUGUGUGCUUAGGGUCGUUGUCCUGUUGGAAGGUGAACCUUUGCCCCAGUCUGAGGUCCUGAGCGCUCUGGAGCAGGUUUUCAUCAAGGAUCUUUCUGUACUUAGCUCAGUUCAUCUUUCCCUCGAUCCUGACUAGUCUCCCUGCCGCUGAAAAACAUCCCCACAACAUGAUACUGCCUCCACCAUGCUUUACCGUAGGGAUGGUGCCGGGUUUCCUCCAGACGUGACGCUUGGCAUUCAGGCCAAAGAGUUCAAUCUUGGUUUCAUCAGACCAGAUAAUCUUGUUUCUCAUGGUCUGAGAGUCCUUUAGGUGCCUUUUGGCAAACUCCAAGUGGGCAGUCGUGCCUUUUACUGAGGAGUGGCUUCCAUCUGGCCACUCUACCAUAAAGGCCUGAUUUGGUGGAGUGCUGCAGAGAGGGUUGUCCUUCUGGAAGGUUCUCCCAUCUCCACAGAUAAACUAUGGAGCUCUGUCAGAGUGACCAUCUGGUUCUUGGUCACCUCCCUGACCAAGGCCCUUCUCCCCCGAUUGCUCAGUUUGGCCAGGCGGCCAGCUCUAGGAAGAGUCUUGGUGGUUCCAAACUUCUUCCAUUUAAGAAUGAUAGAGGCCACUGUGUUCUUGGGGACCUUCAAUGCUGCAGAAUUAUUUUGGUAGCCUUCCCCAGAUCUGUGCCACGACACAAUCCUGUUUCGAAGCUCUACGGACAAUUCCUUCGACCUCAUGGCUUGGUUUUUGCUCUGACAUGCACUUUCAACUGUGGAACCUUAUAUAGACAGGCAUGUGUGCCCUUCCAAAUCAUAUCCAAUCAAUUGAAUUUACCACAGGUGGACUCCAAUCAAGUUGUAGAAACAUCUCAAGGAUGAUCAAUGGAAACAGGAUGCACCUGAGCUCAAUUGACCUCAAUUCACCUGAGUAAUUGUCCUUAUUUUCAGCAUAUCAAAAAGCAUAUCAAGAUCCGGAUAUGGACCUCAGCCAAGAGAAGCAUAUCUGGAAUCAAUAUAGCUUAAUAUAUUGAUUGUGCUGAGAAAACAGAUAUGCGAUGUAUUUGUCAACAUGAAGAGAGAAAAUAGGAUGUUGCAUAUCUCAGGAUAUUGAAUGAGUCCAUAUCCGGCCAUAGGAAUUGUCCAUGUGUGAUAUUCGGAGUAAUCCCAAUAUCAUAUAUGUGUAAAAGAGAAAGGUGGGGAGGAGGAGAGAGAAUCGGUGUGAAAGUGUAAUCUGAGUCUUGUGACCAUUUCAGUGUUAUGACAAUAUCAUGUGACUUGUUCACUGAUACAAAGCGUUCAUGUGAAAAGUUAAGAUCUCUGGACUAAUCCCUCGCUGUGUAGAUUUUUGGACUAAUUCUUGGUCUUCUUGGUCUUCAUCUUGGACUAAAUCUUGGUCUUCUUCUUGGACUAAUUAUUGGUCUUCUUCUUGGACUAAUUAUUGGUCUUCUUCUUGGUCUUCUCUCUUUUCUUCUUCUCUUUUCUUUGUGAGAGAGAGAGCUCUGUCGCACGCUGGGUAUGUACAUAGUCAAUGGUAGGCUUCGAGGGGACUCCUACGGUAGGUACACCUAUAGCUCAUCUCUUGGCAGUAGUACUGUAGACUACUUUAUCACUGACCUCAACCUAGAGUCUUUCAGAGCGUUCAGUCAGCCCACUGACACCCAUAUCAGAUCAUAGUCUACUUGAGCAGAGCAAUACUCAAUCAUGAGGCAUCAAAACCAAAGGAACUGAAUAAUAUUAAGAAAUGCUAUAGAUGGAAGGAAAUUACUGUGGAAACCUACCAAAAAACAAUUAGGCAACAACAAAUUCAAUCCCUUUUUUAGACAACUUUCUGGACAAAAUAUUUCACUGUAAUAGUGACGGUGUAAACUUGGCAGUAGAAAACCUAAACAGUAUAUUAUUUUGACAUAUUCUCCUAUGAAAUAUUUGAUCUCAAAUCCAAAAUUCUGGAGAUUAGAGCCACAUUUAUUACUUUUUUCAUCACUGUGUCUCCAUGUAGUUCAAGGUAUUGCUGUAAUAGGUCCAGCAUCUGUCAACCAAUGCAUACAAAGGUGUGUUUGUGACCCUCCUGUUUACUCAACUUAAGCAGGUUGUGUUUGUGGUUAUUUAAAUGACGAGGGCUGGACACUAUUGGCAAAUAACUAUGAUACUAUCUCUUUAAAGUAAAGAAAAAAUGCUGCGAAUGUGACUACUUUUUAAAGAUAUCUCGAAGGAUUUUUGCGCGUGUGUCCUUGAUCCAUAUUAGUUAAUUUGAAUGCUCAUUUAGGACCCAGUAACCUGACUGGUUCCAGCAUACCUGAGUGACAAGGGGUUACUAGAAAUGGCUCCAGGUCUGAAUGCUAUUGUGAACUCAUUACAGGACCUGAAGCAUCUUUUGAUUGAGACGGGGUUAAGCCAGGAUCUGAUGAGUCUUUAGUACUUUCUUGUCAUUUUAAAAGUAUGGCCUCUUACAAUAACAAAUGUAUAAUUAUGUAGUACAGAUUAUGAAAUAGUCUAAACCAAAGCAUGUGAAGACAAAGUAAGAUCCUGUUCACAUGACUUAUUUAAAAACGUUUGAAUAUCUGUUGCGUUGUACAAUGCUUGUAGAAGCCUGUGCGUGAAUGGGGUCUAAGAUGUAAAUGUAUAUUUCUGUGACUUCUAAUCAUGAACUCUCUCCUCCAUCUCUCCAUUUCUUUAUCUCUCUAGCUGUGUGGUCUGGCUCUGAUAGUUCUGGGAGUCUUGGUUCAGGUGGCUCUUCACAGCACUGUAGUGAUCAAUAAUGUCUCAGCCUCGUCAGCCCCCAUUGUCCUCAUCGUGGUGGGGGUCAUCAUCUUCUUCAUCGCCUUCUUCGGCUGCUGUGGAGCCUGGAAGGAGAGCUACUGCAUGGUCUCCAUGGUAUGUUCACGUAUGACAUGACACACGACAUGAUAUAACCUCUAUGCAGGAGAGCUGCUGCAUAGUGGUCACCGUGGUAUUCCAAACAAAAUGUGUUGUAUACACAUUUGAUGUUGGGUCCACAUAGGGCUGUGGCGGUCAUGACAUUUUUUCAGCUGGUGAUUGUCAAGCAAAUAAAUGCUGGUCUCACAGUAAUUGACUGUUAAUUAACAUAAACACAUUUAGCAUCUCCUGGCUUCCACACAUAGCCUACAAGCCACUGAUGCAGAUCUUUGGAACAUCAACAUUUAAAAAAGUCUAAUAAAUCCAUUUAAUAUAGCCUACACCAUCACAAUAAAUCCAUUGUUUAUUUUAGACAGGUCUAAAGAAACAUGAUAUGAAGAAAAUGUAGAAGAACUGAAUAGCAUACUCUGAGUUGUCCUUAUGUUAGGCCCUGAUCUGGCUAUGCCAAAUGGCUCUGGACUACACUAGUUCAUUUAGCAGACAAGAUUUGCUUAGAAUUCCGUUGCAUUCUGUGGCAAUGCGAGCUGUGGCAAGAAGGUUUGCUGUGUCUGUCAGCGUAGUGUCCAGAGCAUGGAGGCGCUACCAGGAGACAGGCCAGUACAUCAGGAGACGUGGAGGAGGCCGUAGGAGGGCAACAACCCAGCAGCAGGACUGCUACCUCCACCUUUGUGCAAGGAGGAGCAGGAGGAGCACUGCCAGAGCCCUGCAAAAUGACCUCCAGCAGGCCACAAAUGUGCAUGUGUCUGCUCAAACGGUCAGAAACAGACUCCAUGAGGGUGGUAUGAGGGCCCGACGUCCACAGGUGGGGGUUGUGCUUACAGCCCAACACCGUGCAGGACGUUUGGCAUUUGCCAGAGAACACCAAGAUUGGCAAAUUCGCCACUGGCGCCCUGUGCUCUUCACAGAUGAAAGCAGGUUCACACUAAGCACGUGACAGACGUGACAGAGUCUGGAGACGCAGUGGAGAACGUUCUGCUGCCUGCAACAUCCUCCAGCAUGACCGGUUUGGCGGUGGGUCAGUCAUGGUGUGGGGUGGCAUUUCUUUGGGGGGCCGCACAGCCCUCCAUGUGCUCGCCAGAGGUAGCCUGACUGCCAUUAGGUACCGAGAUGAGAUCCUCAGACCCCUUGUGAGACCAUAUGCUGGUGCAGUUGGCCCUGGGUUCCUCCUAAUGCAAGACAAUGCUAGACCUCAUAUGGCUGGAGUGUGUCAGCAGUUCCUGCAAGAGGAAGGCAUUGAUGCUAUGGACUGGCCCGCCCGUUCCCCAGACCUGAAUCCAAUUGAGCACAUCUGGGACAUCAUGUCUCGCUCCAUCCACCAACGCCACGUUGCACCACAGACUGUCCAGGAGUUGGCGGAUGCUUUAGUCCAGGUCUGGGAGGAGAUCCCUCAGGAGACCAUCCGCCACCUCAUCAGGAGCAUGCCCAGGCGUUGUAGGGAGGUCAUACAGGCACGUGGAGGCCACACACACUACUGAGCCUCAUUUUGACUUGUUUUAAGGACAUUACAUCAAAGUUGGAUCAGCCUGUAGUGUGGUUUUCCACUUUAAAUUUGAAGGUGACUCCAAAUCCAGACCUCCAUGGGUUGAUAAAUUUGAUUUCCAUUGAUAAUUUUUGUGUGAUUUUGUUGUCAGCACAUUCAACUAUGUAAAGGAAAAAAGUAUUUAAUAAGAUUAUUUCAUUCAUUCAGAUCUAGGAUGUGUUAUUUUAGUGUUCCCUUUAUUCUUUUGAGCAGUGUAUAUUCUUCAUCGUAAUAUUUUCUCCCAAGUUCUCUAUCCUUCUGGGUCUGAUCAUUAUCACUGAGAUUGGUGCAGCCAUCGCUGGAUACGUCUUCAGAGGCAACGUGAGUAUACUCAUAUCAGGCAGCUUUUUUACAAGUCUACCUAUCUAUACAGUAACGUAUGUACAGUCUUCACUCUGUCUACACCUAUCAACAUCAUUUUUUGUAAUUCCACAAGUUAACCAUGUUUUUCUUUAUUUAGCUGACAGUCAUUGUCCAUGAGAGUCUCAAUGACAUGGUCACCAAAUACAGCAACGGCACCGACGAAUUCAAGAAGGCCCUGGAUAAACUGCAGAUUGAUGUUGGUAUCAACCAUUAAGUAUUGGUAGAUGAUAGAUCUAUAUGCUUUGGGACAAAAUAAACAAUUGACAUACACUAGCUAGGUUUCCAUCCAAUUGGCAAACAGAUUUUCAUGCGAAUAUUCUAAAAUCUGCAUAAAAAGAAUGUAUGCAUUUUUCCACCAGAGAUGUGUUUCCAUCAAAUUGACUUGUUGCAGGUAAAAGGUUGUGCGUGAUGACAUAGUGCACAUAAAAAUACAUUUUGCAGUUAAAUUCCCAUGUACCAAAAAAAAAAGAAAAGAUAAGCUAAAUGGGUUUCCAUCGCAUUUUCAACUCUACUGAUGUUUUUUGGACAAAACAUUUUUUGUGCCCACUCUGGUAUUGGCACAUGCGCUCUAGCCAACACCUCACAGAUACAGUGCGGGUAUAGCCUACAUGAUGAGAUUAUUAUGAACAAAAUAGUGUUUUUAUUUGUCAAACGGCAGCCAAGCAUCGAUGAUCAUGUUACCAGAAUAAGACCCUCGAUAUUUAUUGGAAAGGAGCAUCAAGCUCAUCAACUUGCACUUUCACCACCCUGUGAAGUUCAUAACUUAUUUAAUCUGUAGCCUAAUAAACUGCAUGCUUUCCCGAUGAGUCGUAGUUGGAGGACCACACAUGUCAUCGCGUGACUUCAAGUUUACUUUCGAAUUUAUGGUUAUUAUAUCAAUAUUUGCGCAUAAAAGCAUUUCCACUGACAUUUCUUGCUAAUUAAUUUUACCAACACAAAAAGAUCACACCUUGUCUAGCAUAUUUUGUUUUGGCGACAUUUAUAAAGUUUACCGACAAAUGUUCUGUUUCCAUCAGGCCUGCCAUAAAAAAUGUUUAUCCGACAUGUACUUUACUCGCAUAAAAAAGUUGGAUGGAAAACUGGUUACUGAUACUUUUGUGACACCACCUUCAGGGGAGGUCCGACAUACCACUUAUUGGAUCUGCAAAUGUAGACAUUUUACUGCAUUCGAUCCUACAUCUUUCAUUUGUUGUAAUGUGAAAAGUUUGCAUUCUGUAUAUGUCUUACUUAAUUUGCUUAAUUUGGCACCUCAUGUAACAUGACUCCAUCUUGUUAGUGUGUAAGUCUUCUAUGCCAGAUGUUUCUUGUCUUUGUCUUCUUCUGUUGACAUUAUUAAGAAAUAUCCUGGCCUGCUUCCGGUCUGUUGUUUCCCCCGUCUAACUUACUAACCUUACUACGUCUCUUCCUUUAUCUGGCUUUCCCUGUCUACCUGUCAUGUUCAAACUUAUUCUUGCUGUUCUUCAUCCAGCUGAAAUGCUGUGGCGUGAGCAACGCCACUGAUUGGAGAGGCAACUUUGGGUCUGAGAACAACUCUGUGCCAGACUCCUGCUGUGUCAAUGUCAUCGCUGGCUGUGGUCAGGGGGCCAUGGAGGAUUCAAGCAAGGUGCACCAGACGGUAAGGUCCAACCCAGUGGUUGAUUUGUUUUUGUGUGAAAAAAUACCAAUUAAUCCAAGCAAAAAUACUUCCAGAAAAGUGUAUGGGUCGGGAAUGACAUUUCUCUCUGAUUGCUAUCUAGGGGUGUCAGACUGUUGUGGAGGAGCUGUUGAAGAAGAACAUCAUGUGGGUCAUUGUAGCGGCACUGGUGAUCGCUUUCGUGCAGGUAGGAGCAAGCAAACACACAGUCAACCAUAUACAUUUGCACACACAAAUCCUGGGCUUGGAAGACCGGCUGAUUGUAGAUGUUAGUUCAACACACACAUAUACAGUACCAGUCAAAGGUUUGGACACACCUACUCAUUCAAGGGUUUUUCUUUAUUUUUAAUAUUUUCUACAUUGUAGAAUAAUAGUGAAGACAUCAGAACUAUGAAAUAACAAAUAUGGAAUCAUGUAGUAACCAAAAAAAGUGUUAAACAAAUCAAAAUAGAUUUUAGAUUCUUCAAAGUAGCCACACUUUGCCUUGAUGACAGCUUUGCACGCUCUUGGCAUUCUCUCAACUAGCUUCAUGAGGAAUGCUUUUCUAACGGUCUUGAAGGAGUUCCCACAUAUGCUGAGCACUUGUUGGCUGCUUUUCCUUCACUCUGCGGUCCAACUCAUCCCAAACCAUCUCAAUUGGGUUGAGGUCGGGUGAUUGUGGAGGCCAGGUCAUCUGAUGCAGCACUCCAUCCCUCUCCUUCUUGGUCAAAUAGCCCUUACACAGCCUGGAGGUGUGUUUUGGGUCAUUGUCCUGUUGAAAAACAACUGAUAGUCCCACUAAGCGCAAACCAGAUGGGAUGGCAUAUAGCUGCAGAAUGCUGUGGUAGCCAUGCUGGUUAAGUGUGCCUUGAAUUCUAAAUAAAUCACUGACAGUGUCACCAGCAAAGCACCAUCACACCACCUCCUCCAUGCUUCACGGUGGGAACCACACAUGCGGAGAUAGUCCAUUCACCUACUCUGCGUCUCAGAAAAACACGACGGUUGGAACCAAAAAUCUCACAUUUGGACUCAUCAGACCAAAGGACAGAUUUCCACCGGUCUAAUGUCCAUUGCUCAUGUUUCUUGGUCCAAGCAAGUCUCUUCUUAUUAUUGGUGUCCUUUAGUAGUGGUUUCCUUGCAGCAAUUCGACCAUGAAGGCCUGAUUCAUGCAGCCUCCUCUGAACAGUUGAUGUUGAGAUGUGUAUGUUACUUGAACUCUGUGAAGCAUUUAUUUGGGCAGCAAUCUGAGGUGCAGUUAAUUCUAAUGAACUUAUCUUCUGCAGCAGAGGUAACUCUGGGUCUUCCUUUCCUGUGGCGGUCCUCAUGAGAGCCAGUUUCAUCAUAGCGCUUGAUGGUUUUUGCGACUGCACUUGAAGAAACUUGAAAAGUUCUUGAAAUGUUGACUGACCUUUGUCUUAAAGUAAUGAUGGACUGUUGUUUCUCUUUGCUUAUUUGAGCUGUUCUUGCCAUAAUAUGGACUUGGUCUUUUACCAAAUAGGGCUAUCUUCUGUAUACCACCCCUACCUUGUUACAACACAACUGAUUGGCUCAAACGCAUUAAGAAGGAAAUCAAUUCCACAAAUUAACUUUUAACAAGGCACACUUGUUAAUUGAAAUGCAUUCCAGGUGACUACCUCAUGAAGCUGGUUGAGAGAAUGCCAACAGUGUGCAAAGCUGUCAUCAAGGCAAAGGGUGGCUACUUUGAAGAAUCUAAAAUAUAUUUUGAUUUGUUUAACACUUUUUUGGUUACUACAUGAUUCCAUAUGUGUUAUUUCAUAGUUUUGAUGUCUUCACUAUUAUUCUACAAUGUUGAAAAUAGUUUUUAAAAAAUUUUUUACAGACAGAUUAUUUCACUUAGAAUUCACUGUAUCACAAUUCCAGUGGGUCAGAAGUUUACAUACACUAAGUUGACUGUGCCUUUAAACAGCUUGGAAAAUUCCAGAAAAUUAUGUCAUGGCUUUAGAAGCUUCUGAUUAGGCUAAUUGACAUAAUUUGAGUCAAUUGGAGGUGUACCUGUGGAUGUAUUUCAAGGCCUACCUUCAAACUCAGUGCCUCUUUGCUUGAAAUCAAAAGAAAUCAGCCAAGACCUUGUAGACCUCCACAAGUCUGGUUCAUCCUUGGGAGCAAUUUCCAAAUGCCUGAAGGUACCACGUUCAUCUGUACAAACAAUAGUACGCAAGUAUAAACACCAUGGGACCACGCAGCCGUCAUACCGCUCAGGAAGGAGACGCGUUCUGUCUCCUAGAGAUGAACGUACUUUAGUGAGAAAAGUGCAAAUCAAUCCUAGAACAACAGCAAAGGACCUUGUGAAGAUGCUGGAGGAGACGGGUACAAAAGUAUCUAAAUCCACAGUAAAACGAGUCCUAUAUCGACAUAACCUGAAAGGCCGCUCAGCAAGGAAGCAGCCACUGCUCUAAAACCGCCAUAAAAAAGCCAGACUACGGUUUGCAACUGCACAUGGGGACAAAGAUUGUACUUUUUUGAGAAAUGCCCUCUGGUCUGAUGAAACAAAAAUAGAACUGUUUGGCCAUAAUGACCAUCGUUAUGUUUGGAGGAAAAAGGUGGUUGCUUGCAAGCCGAAGAACACCAUCCCAACCGUGAACAUGGGGGUGGCAGCAUCAUGCUGUGGGGGUGCUUUGCUGCAGGAGGGACUGGUGCACUUCACAAAAUAGAUGGCAUCAUGAGGAUGGAAAAGUAUGUGGAUAUAUUGAAGCAACAUCUCAAGACAUCAGUCAGGAAGUUAAAGCUGGGUCUUCCAAAUGGACAAUGACCCCAAGCAUACUUCCAAAGUUGUGGCAAAAUGGCUUAAGGACAACAAAGUCAAGGUAUUGGAGUGGCCAUCACAAAGCCCUGACCUAAAUCCUAUAGAAAAUGUGUGGGCAGAACUGAAAAGGCGUGUGUGAGCAAGGAGGCCUACAAACUUGACUCCGUUAACACCAGCUCUGUCAGGAGGAAUGGGCCAAAAUUCACCCAACUUAUUGUGGGAAGCUUAUGGAAGGCUACCCGAAACGUUUGACCCCAAGUUAAACAAUUUAAAGGCAAUGCUACCAAAUACUAAUUGAGUGUAUGUAAACUUCUGACCCGCUGGGAAUGUGAUGAAAGAAAUAAAAGCUGAAAUAAAUCAUUCUCUCUACAAUUAUUCUGACAUUUCACAUUCUUAAAAGAAAGUGGUGAUCCUAACUGACCUAAAACAGGGAUUUUUUACAAAGAUUAAAUGUCAGGAAUUGUGAAAAACAGAGUUUAAAUGUAUUUGGCUAAGGUGUAUGUAAACUUCCGACUUCAACUGUAAUAUCUCACACACACAUUUGCAUGUUUUCUAACUGUGUUUUUGUGUGUGUGUUUCAGAUCAUGGGCAUCAUAUUCGCCUGCAUGUUGAUGAGGGGCAUUCGCAGUGGCUAUGAAGUCAUGUGAUUAUUCUUCCAAUAACGGGUGGGGAGUGGCUGACAGUCAGUCAAAUUAUCAAAUCAAAUUUGAUUGGUCACAUACACAUUUAUUUUGCCGACGUUAUUGCGGGUGUAGGGAAAUGCUUGUUCAAACAUUUGUGAUUGAGAGUAACAUUUAUUUACACAUUUCUUAUUUUCGAUGUAAACACAUAAAACAGGUGCCUUUGUAUUAAGGCCAAAAUGUCACCUGCCAAGAAUAUCAAUGUUUUGUUAUUUUUUAGAUAAUUAUUUGUAAUUUAAUAGAGCAGCAUUCUCAAAUUGGAGUUUGCACUUGUUUUUGUUGUCUCGUGUUUUGAAAGUGAAAUGUUCUUUUAACUUUAAUCUUAUGAACAUUUUCUACUCUAAAAUGUAUGUUUUUCUUCCUGGUUCCCCAAUUUCUAAGGAUUUUUAUUAAAGAUUUCAGUUGAUACCUUUUCACCUUUGUUGAUUGACUCUGAUGCUCUCUAGUGUGUCCAAGUGGAACAUUUGCUGUGGCUCCUCACUGAGUGGAACACCUGACUGAAUCUACACUGAACAAAAAUAGAAACGCAACAUGUGAAGUGUUUGUCCCAUGUUUCAUGAGCUGAAAUCAAAGAUCCCAGAAAUGUUCAAUACGCACCAUUUCUCUCAUUUUGUGCACAAAUUUGUUUACAUCCCUGUUAGUGAGCAUUUCUCCUUUGCCAAGAUAAUCCAUCCACUUGACAGGUGUGGCAUAUCAAGAAGCUGAUUAAACAGCAUGAUCAUUACACAGGUGCACCUUGUGCUGGGGACAAUAAAAGGCCACUAAAAUGUGCAGUUUUGUCACACAACACAUUGCCACAGAUGUCUCAAAUUUUGAGGGAGUGUGCAAUUGGCAUGCUGACUGCAGGACUGUCCACCAGAGCUGUUGCCAGUGAAUUGAAUGUUCAUUUCUCCACCAUAAGCCACCUCCGUCGUUUUAGAGAUUGGCAGUACAUCCAACCAACUUCACAACCACAGACGUGUAACCACGCCAAACUGUAAGAAACCGUCUCGGGAAGCUAAUCUGCGUGCUUGUCGUCCUUAACAGGGUCUUGACCUGACUGCAGUUCAGCGUCGUAACCGACUUCAGUGGGCAAAUGCUGACCUUCGAUGGCCACUGGCAUGCUGGAGAAGUGUGCUCUUCACAGAUGAAUCCCGAUUUCAACUGUACCGGGCAGAUGGCAGAGAGCGUGUAUGGCAGCGUGGGUGACUGGUUUGCUGAUGUCAACGUUGUGAACAGAGUACCCCAUGGUGGGGGAAUGGGCAGGCAUAAGCUUCGGACAACUAACACAAUUGUAUUUUAUCUAUGGUAAUUUGAACACACAGACACUGUGACGAGAUCCUCAGGCCCAUUGUCGUGCCAUUCAUCCGCCACAAUCCCCUCAUGUUGCAUGUUUGGGAUGCUCUGGAACGACGUGUACGACAGCGUGUUCCAGUUCCCCCCAAUACUCAGCAACUUCGCACAGCCAUUGAGAGGAGUGGUACAACAUUCCACAGGCCACAAUCAACAGCCUGAUCAACUCUAUGCAAAGGAGAUUUCGCACUGCAUGAGGCAAAUCGUGGUCACGCCAGCAACUAACUGGUUUUCUGAUCCACGCCCCUACCUCUUUUUAUUAAGGUAUGUGACCAACCGAUGCAUCUGUAUUCCCAGUCAUGUGAAAUCCAUAGAUUAGGGCCUAAUCAAUUUAUUUAGUGUGUGUGUAUGUGAGACACAAGUCUUAUCUCAUCCUACCCCCUAACAGUUCCCCACAUUAAUCACAGCUUGUUAUAUUAAACAAUCUAUAUCAGUACAGUACAAACCUAUUAUGUUUAAUCAUUAAUGUAUUAUUUCUAAGCUAACAGCACAUCUAAAAUAUAAGAGAAUAAUUUCCCACAAUCCCCCUUUUCACACCUGCUGGGUGUGAACCCAAAAUAAGAAAACCCAAAAUAAGAAAUUUCAGGGAAAUUUAGGGUGUCACUCGUUAAAAUACAAUACAAACGAAAAGAAUCACACUUUUAUUAAUAGGCAAUAAUGAUAAUAAAAAGUCCUUCCAUCUACACCCAACUUGUACUAGGUUGGCUACCAGCCACCCAGUAACUUUAAACCUUCACAUAAGGAAAUACAAACAUUCACAAUGGUUAACUUGAUUAAUAAAGCAUAAAACAUAAACAGGGAAGUAAACUUUGGUCCCCUUUAGACACCCACUAGGGUGUCACUCCACCACCUCACCAAUAGCAAACCAAGGGUCAUCCUUUGUCAACCCCAUCUCAGUGUCUGCAUCCCCUUCUUGAGCCCCUAGGAGGGGCAUCAUACCAGCCGUAUGCACGACAUCUGUAACAGACUUUCUCAAACAAGGAAUUACACAGGCAGCACAGCACAUUAAUAUUAGAAACACAACUACUAGAGUCAGAAAUCCAGUAACCACCAAUGAUGCGAACUUACCAAACCACUCCCCCAACCAGGAGAACAGUCCAUUUCCCUCCAUUCCAGCCAUGCUCUUCAUUUCAGCUGAUAGUUUAUCUAAACCAACUAGAGAUACUCCCGUCAGGACUGGUAUUGUUAGGGAUAAAUGUACAACAAUGGCUUACCAUUCUAUAGACACCACCCCUUUCUGCCUGAUCUAGAGCCAACCUCUUUUUACUAAGUCAUAAGAGUGAGAUGGCGGAUAAUUGUUCAAAAGAUCCUUUCUGUUGCAUCCCUAGUCUAGCCAAUAAAUCGUUGUUGGUCGUAAUAGAUAUAAUGAAUCCAAUUCACAAUUUUGUUUAUUGUCACCCACCAAAAGAACGUGGUAGUAAACCCUUCCCCUAAUUGUUUCAUAGCUCAGUAUCCAUCCGAUACCCCCCUUGGUAUCCCAAUCGCAUCCAUCUAAAUAGGGCUAUUCUCCUUCUUGUUAAAACUCCUCCUACAUCUGUUUAAUCCUUGGUUCCUGGUGACUAAUUCUAACUAGCUGAACCAGUAGAACCAGAGCGCAUGUAUCUAGCCACCCCUUUGGAAUUCUCUGCCUUACACUGCCUUUACUGGCACACGCCCACCACACAUCGGUUACAGGGGUUGUAAGGUUUAGAAUUCUCUCCUGUGCUUCCGAACUUAAAUCUCCAAUUGAUAAUUGGUGAUGUCUUUGUUUCUCUUUAACCCCCAUCUGGAUGUUCAGUCCCCCUCGUUCUCAUAUCCCCAUCCCCAAGUGUAUUUAAACACCUGAGUCUACGAACAAUCCGCCGUGGGGGCCGAACACGAAUAUAAUGGGAUUUUAUAAUCCCAAUUUUCUUAUUGACAUGUACCCCCACCCAUUGGCUACGUCCCUAACCCUUAUUUUAAAUCUGACAGUCUGCCCUUCUCUGACUCCCAUUUUGUAGGCCACUCGUCCUUGACGGUCAGUAUGUCGGGUCGCUUCUCUUCUCUUUUACUUCUUAACAAUGGUAAGGGCAUAGCACAACUGGUGGUGGAUCUUGACAUAUCAAGACCAUUACCGAGACUGAUGCAACUCAAGUUAUCCAUAUUCCCAAAAACCGCCAACCCUCUCCUGUCCUCAGUCUUUCUGCUUGGUACUACCCCAUACUCACACCCUGAGAACACACUACAGUGAUGAUAGGCCGGGGUAGGAGAUCUUCGUUAACAGAGGUGAUCCCCAGACCCUAUUGGUACAGUUCUUCUCUCUAACUCUGCAUGUGUUCAGUGGUGCUUGCAUGUGUUCUUACCUUUUUGCAGUGGGUAACGUGGACCCAGGUUACUCUUUCUGCUAUUCUAAUGGCAAAGGCAGUGACCAAUAUAACCUGAUAGGGCCCUUCCCAACAGGCCUGCUUCCAGUUUUUCUUCUUUAGGGACUGGAUGCUCACCAGUCACCUGGUUAGAUAGAGUGGGUCACCUUCUCCUUUAGUUCACCUGUGGGGCACAAAACCUCUGACAUACGGGUGUGGUUAAUAAACUAUCUUCACACAUGUUCAGCUCUCAAUUUCUAUUUCUGACUGCAUUCUCUUUCUAGACUGUAUGUAAAAUCUUUUUUUUAAAGUAUUUUGUCCUCUCCUUCGUAUAUAUUUAUUAUUUAAUCCUACCAUCUCCUACCAUCCCCCCUUUGACACAUGUUUUGCUCAUGUGUCAAUAUUACCACCUACCUAAACAAUCACUUAGGUAAUAUUGGUAAUUUAUCAUCCAAUUGCCAUCCCUUAUUUUUACCCCCUAAUUUUAACAUAACAACCCGUUAUAACCAUCAUACUAGGUGUGUUGUUUUUUUAUUUGAAAAACCCAAUUAGAAAAACAACAACCACAAAUAGCCAGGCCCCACUUGAUUUGGUAGACUCACUGCCUAACUUCACUACUGCUCCCCCUAGCCCUGGGCAACAUUCCAAUGAGAUAAGCUAAUCUCUUUCUCCUGGUUAUAAUUUUGUUAACCUUCAAUUACCAUCAGUAAUCUAAAGAUGGUAGUUCACACAAAACAUGAUACAGAUAUCCCCAGUCCUAACCCAUCAAUAAUUGUUUUGUAUCAAUCUAAUUCCUCAUAACUAAUCCAUAAAACCACUCAAAAUUCCUUGAGUAUACAAUGAUUAUUUAAUUGAUUAUCCUAAAUCUGCUACAUGUGAUCUCAUCUCAAAUGAUCCAUUAUCAAUUAUUUGAUCAACCCCCUAGGAAAAUCUGUCUCCCCUUCUAUUGUUCCUGUCCCCCCUAUAAAUGUCAUAUUUCAUUUUUUAGCCAAUACAAUCACAGUUACAUCAAAUGUUCCCUCCUUUGGCCAUUUAGUUACUAUCUUUCUGGUCCUUUUUCUCAUUUGUUAGAGAUAUUACCAAUAUCUUCACUAUUUUCUGGGAACCUUCUCUUCAUGAUUGCUACUGGUGAUCCUGCCAUCUCUACUUCUGGUGUGGUCUAAUGUCUAUAUUAGGGUGUAAGGUAAAUUAUUCCUGUUGUCUUUUUCAGCUAAACGUUUUAUAUCCCUCAGUUAAUGGUAUUUUCUCCCUAAUAUAUCUUAUUAUUAUAUAUCUUCAUACUCUUCUUCUUUCCCUAAAUGAGAUUGAAUCCCUUGCCUUUCCUCUACUAUCCUUCUAUCAUUACUGGAUCAAUGAUAAUAACUGUAAUAACUAUUUCACAUUAAAUUGUGCCUUUUUCUGAUAAUGUUAUAAUUGUAGCCUAUUGCAUUACUUUAGUUUAAAAUAUAAGUUUGUUUAUUUAACAAAUCUAGAACCCACUAUAGGUUGGUGCUAUUCCCUCAGCAUAAUAGCUAAAGCUACUUGCAUCCCCUGGUCCCCGUAACGAAAAUAAAUUAUCGUUCUAGAAUUCACCAACUAUUUGCAUACACCACUGGUGUUAAGCAACCUAUCGAAUAAAGUAAUAACAAUUAGAAUGUAUUAAAGCACUGCCUUCCAGUCAAGUAUUUAGACCUCUACUUGAAAUCUUACAGCUCAAUCUAACUCGCUUGACUGUCUUUUUUUUUUUUUUUUUCGCUAACCAGAGCCAUAAAUUAUUCUCAACUCAAUUUUCACAGCUCUAUCGCCAUUUUCAGUUCGCUAUUCAAUUUCUUUAACUGUUCUCUCUGAUUAGGCCCUAAUUAAUAAAACAAAUACUUGCUAUCGUUGAUAAGCAUACAUUUAAUGAUAUUCCUAUCAUUUGAACACUCUCUCACCCCUCCCCUUGCUCCUUCCUACACAACCGGGGAGGCGCGGGGACCUUGUAACAUAUUUUCAUAGACCUUUCUAGAAUACUUCUACUUAAGCUAUCUAAUUCAACCUUUCACAUUUCUCAAUCCACGUAGUAAUCUAGGUCUAUAGCCCCAAUGCGAAAGCUUUACCGACUGUCCCUACCUGGGUUCGAACCCGGGAGCCUCUACAUACAUUGCCAGUCACCCCACACAUUCCGCGAUCCUUUCAAAGUAUAUACUUCCAGUUCAUAGAGCAAGUGACGUCACCAAAUGAAAACCGCACUAGCUCUCACCUCAUUCAGCAACACAAAAACUCUCUCUCCCUUCACCCAUUCCCUAUUGAAUAAGUGAGUCUUUCUAUUUAACCCCAACCACGCAACAAAUCUUCCAUUCAACAUCAACAAACCAAAUACUCAGUAGUAUCCGGUCACCACCCAUACCAGCCGCCGAAUUCACUCAUACACACAGACCCCACCCCAUGCCACCGAAAUGCCCAACAAAACAUAAUAGUUCAAUGGUCCCCCUAUUGGCUCUCCACUAUUUAUACAUUACUUCCAUAACCACACCAGUCAUGGUCCGAUCACCCAUCAAACCCCAUCACAUGAUCAAACAACGGCACAACCUUAAACUCAUAUGGGGCGGCAGGUAGCCCAGUAACCAAGAGCACCGUGCCAGCAACCAAGAGGUCGCCGGUUCCAAUCCCCGAGCCGACCAGGCGAAAAAUCUGCCGAUGUGCCCCCGAGCAAGGCACCCAACCCCAAUUGCUCCUGCAAGUCGCUCUGGACAAGAGCGUCUGCUAAAUGACUAAAAAUGCAAAUGUAAAUAUUCUCUACUUUCUCACCCAUGAUGUACGUCUACGUUCGGGUGAGCAAGUUCAUACGUUAUACAUCUAAGGUUGCUGGGGCCUCUUUCAUUCCCCGCCAAUAGAUUAGGUAAGGCUAUCAGUGGGUACUGGCCCCCUCUUACUCUCUCAUCUCCUGACUCAUAAUGACUCCCUCCUGAGCUCAGCUCCUAAACAUUUGAUUCAACUUAUAAAUCCAGGUAUUUCAUUUCAAUUUCCCAGAUCAAUAUUGUGUGGCAUUAAAUAUAAAAUAUUGAUAUAUUAGUGAACUUAAUCACAUCAAACCAAUUUCAUGUUGUUUUAAACAUCAAACGUUAAAUUGAUGUGGCGUCAAACAUAAAACAUUUAUAUUUGGGAACUUAAUCACAUCAAGCCAAUAUCAUGUUGUGUUGAACAUCCAACGUUAAGUUGAAUAAUAUAUCAAAUUUCAACUUAAUUUCUUCUUUAAAACCAAUAUUAUGUUAUUUCAAACACCAACGUUACAGUUUAAUUAUAUCAGUUCAAUACAUUUCAAUUUAGUUAUAUUGACUAUUCAUUAUCUUUACCUUUACAUUGUCAAAUUCAACUUCGCCUACUAUCCUACUCCCUAUCUAAAAAAUACUCAGCUGAACCUAGCCGUACCCUCGUAGUUACGGACCUUGCCAGUCCCUAGUAUUUAUAAAAAAAUUCCCAAACCUAGCCGUACCCUCGUAGUUACGGACCUUGCCGGUGUAAUUCUUCGAACCUAGCCGUACCCUCGUAGUUACGGACCUUGCCGAUAGCAAUUACUAAGUCAAUUAUUCCCUGUAUCUUCGAACCUAGCCGUACCCUCGUAGUUACGGACCUUGCCGAUAGAUUUCAGUAUUUUCCCCGAACCUAGCCGUACCCCCGUAGUUACGGACCUUGCCGGUGGAACAAUACUCUAUGGUACCAUGGUUUAACAUCACAUUCACUAAAGGUUUGCAUGUCACAAUAUGGUGCUUAUCUACUCAUAAUAAUUCGUAUAAUAAUUCAUAAUUUAGUUCACUUACAUCAAACAGGUGUUUCACAAAAUUUAUUUGGAUAAAGCCAAUGUGCAGAACUUUAGUUAUAUAACAAUAGGUGUCUGCUUACCUGUUUUUAGUUGUCCGGACUCUUUGUGAAACACACCGUCCAACGACAGCGAUGUCCAAUGGGCCGGACAAUACCCAGCGAAGUCCCUCUACCAGAUCACAUCGGUGGUCACCAAUUGUUAAGUUUCGUCAAUUCAAAUCUGGUAUAGGAACAAAAAGAGGUCAAUACACGUCUUCUAAAAUAGACUAGUAUUUUAAUUAAUGCAAAACACUUCAAUGGUAAAUAUGAUGUUCGUAUAUACGGGCCCACUGAAAAAACACGCAGGGCAGUCAGAGAACUGAGCCAUUGUUAUAAGUUCUUCUUUAAAUACUCUGACAGAGAUUGGCCUGCUUGGAGCAGGAACUAUCAGAGUAGAGGCUGGGCGUGGUUUAAACUUUCCCAGCCUAUUGCUGGCGCACAGGCUGGUCCCAGCCCCUUGGCGCUUCACUGUUGCCAGGUGUUAGUUGUUUUGCAACUUGUCCAGAGAGUCAGCACUUUUGCAGUACACAUGUCCUUGAGCGGUUAUCAAAGAGGCAGUGUGUGUGUAUGUGAGACACAAGUCUUAUCUCAUCCUACCCCCUAACAGUUCCCCACAUUAAUCACAGCUUGUUAUAUUAAACAAUCUAUAUCAGUACAGUACAAACCUAUUAUGUUUAAUCAUUAAUGUAUUCUUUCUAAGCUAACAGCACAUCUAAAAUAUAAGAGAAUAAUUUCCCACAGUAGGUUACUUUCUAAAUGUAAUCUGUUAGUUACUGGUUACCUGUCCAAUUGUAAUCAAUAACGUAAUUUUCGUAUUACCCAAACUCGGUAAAGUAAUCAGAUUACUUUGUUACUUUUUGAGUACUUUCCCCUUAAAGGGGAACUCCACUCAAACUCUUUUGGUAUUUUUCCCCCCCAUUGGUCCACUGAUACAGUCCCAAAAUAUUUUUCAUGUCAGCAGUCAAGUUAUCAAGAUAUUGGACUUUCAAGGAGCAAUGUGUCAUCGGCCACAUCAUCGGUGACACUUUGCUCCUUGAAAGUCCAAUAUCUUGAUAGCUUGACUGCUGACAUGCAAAACAUUUUGGAACUGUAUCAACAGUGGACUAAUGAAAAAAAUACCAAAAUAUCGUUUUUGAGUGGAGUUCACCUUUAAGCGGACAAAAAGGAUCCAUUAAAACAAAUGUUGGUGUCAUCAUAGUAGUCUCUGACUUGUGGUCAGAUUUGCUUCGGUGGAACAAAGUUAAACUUGCAACUUUUUUGUUUGUUGCUGAAUUGAAUACCAUUUAGGUUUCCAUCCAAUUGCCGAUUGAUUUUCAUGCGAAUAUUCUGAAAUCCGCAUAAAAACAAUAUGCGCAUUUUCCCACCAAAGAUGUUUCCAUCAAAUUGACUUAUUGUAGAUAAAAGCCUGUGCGUGAUGACGUAGUACACAUAAAAAUACACUUUGCGGUUAAAUUCCCAUAUAACGAAUACAAAAAUACAAGUUAAAUGGGUUUAAAUCGCAUUUUCAACUCCACUGAUUGUUUUCUCACAAAAAAUGUUGGGUUAUAGCGAGUGUGCCCACUCUGGUAUUGGCAUGUGCGUAUCUGCGCGCUGUUGACUAGAACACACGUAUAGCCUACAAACUGAGAUUAUUAUGGACAAAAAGAGCGAGAUUAAUUUUAUUUGUCAAACGGCAGCCAAGCAUCGAUCACGUCACCAGAAUAAGACCCUCGAUAUUUAUUGGAAAUAAGCAUCAAGCUCAUCACCUUAAAGUUUCACCAGCCUGUGAAGUUCAUUUAUUUAAUCCGUAACCUAAAACGGCAUGCUUUCCCGACGAGUCGUAGUUGGAGGACCACAUGUCAUUGCGUGACUCCAAAUUUACUUCGAUAUGAUUAUUAUAUCAAUAUUGGCGCAUAAAAGCGUUUCCGCCGACAUUUCUCGCUUAAUUCAUUUUAGACACAAAAAGAUCGCACCUUGUCUAGCAUAUGUUUUGUAAACAUUUGUAAAGUUUACCGAUAAAAUCUUUCAAUCAGGCCUGUCAUUACAUGUUUUAUCCGACAUGUACUUUACUUGUUAAAAAGUUUGGAUGGAAACCUGGUUAUUGAGAAAACAAAGGUGUCGUAAUGUAUUUUUUUUCUCACAAACAUCCUCUUUGAAUUUAUAAGUAAUCAACUAGUUUUUCAAAAGUAUCUGAUUACAAUAUUUCUGCUGGUAAUGUAACUGAUUAGUUCGUUUUUGUAAAUCAGAUUACAUUUAAUCAGUUACUCCCCAACCCUGCCCUUGUAUAUAUGAACAGUAAAACGACACACCAUAUGAUCUCCAAAAAGGCUAUGUUAUGGGUCUGGGUUGUAAUGUCUGCAGACUACUACUAACUACUAACUAACUACUUUUCAAAAAUGACAAGCUGAACAUUGACAGAUAACAUUUUUUUCAGCUCUCUAUGCUUCAUAUUUUCCAUGUCUAUGAUAAAACCUCAGCUUAACAAGUAAACAAAACCAGAUUCAAGGCUGAGUACUGCACUGUUAAGAGCUUGCAAGUAAGCAUUUCACUGUACCGUUUACACCUGCUGUAUCGUGUGCAUGUGACAUAAGAUUUUAUUUGAAGCCUGAAAACAUUGACCAGUUUGAGACAUUGCAACAGUUGCUAUGUUAUCACAUUUCCUUCACCAUCACCACAAAAAUCCAAAGCAUCAAGUAAUCACUUUGUCCUUCUAAAAGUGAGAUAUGAGUUGUAAGGCUUGGUGUUUAUUCCGUUGCGUUGGUAGACUGCAGAUGUUGAUGCCCUAUGGGAAAGUUGCCCUUCCCAGCAUGGUGAGAGAUGGCUGA
This is a messenger RNA of Coregonus sp. 'balchen', 23881 nucleotides long. The record is from the annotation of a GenBank genome assembly. NCBI's taxonomy places the organism in Eukaryota, Metazoa, Chordata, Actinopteri, Salmoniformes, Salmonidae.